Betta splendens (Siamese fighting fish) is the source of this 2402-nucleotide messenger RNA. RefSeq names its product glutathione synthetase (gene gss). Gene Ontology annotation, molecular function: glutathione binding; glutathione synthase activity; ATP binding. The transcript has 13 exons. Gene Ontology annotation, biological process: glutathione biosynthetic process. NCBI's taxonomy places the organism in Eukaryota, Metazoa, Chordata, Actinopteri, Anabantiformes, Osphronemidae. The record is from RefSeq and is a predicted model, not a curated record. Gene Ontology annotation, cellular component: cytosol. Bases 285 to 1715 code for a protein of 476 amino acids.
CGGGAGUUAAUGAAUGAGAGUUUAGCACCUCCGGCAGUGUCACGCUGUAGCGCAGGAGGGAGAAGGUGGCUGUCGCCGUCGGGGGCAUCGUUUUCGUAGAUUUGCACGCCGGACUUUGAUAUUAAUUGUUUAACUCUGGGCUAAACAUUGCCCUGCAGAGGCUUCCGUGUAGGACACAAACUGACUAAAUAACUGUUGAGCUAGCCUAAGCUAGCGCUACGCCCCCUCGUAGCCUGAGGCGACCAACACAAACUGCUGUUGAAGUCAUUAGCACUAGCGCCAGAAUGGCCCAGGGAAUACCAGGCGAGGUUUUGAUGAACGAUGAACUGAUCAAAGACUUGGCAGAUGUGGCAAAAGAUGCAGCACUGCUGCAGGGUGUUUUGAUGAGGCUCCACGAGACCCCCAACUCCUCGGAGUGUGUGACGUAUGCUCCAUUCACACUCUUCCCCUCGCCUGUGCCUAAGGCAGCAUUCCUCCAAGCGCUGGCGGCACAAACUCACUACAACACGCUGGUUGACAAGAUCAGCCAAGAUCCAGACUUUCUGCGAGAGGCUCUCGCCAGCACCAUUGCUGUGGAUGAUUUCACUGCAAAGUUGUUCAGGAUUCAUGAACAAAUCCUGAAAGAAGGAAGGUCCCAGUCUAUUGUGUUGGGGCUCAAUCGCUCGGAUUACAUGUUAGACCAGAGAGAGGAUGGAGCGUCGCCUCUGAAACAGAUAGAGAUCAAUACCAUUGCUGCCAGUUUUGGAGGCCUCUCUUCACACAUGCCAGACGUGCACCGACACGUCCUUAAGUUGGCUGGACUGUUGGAGGAGAGUCAGCGCAUCCUGGACAACAAUCCUGCAUCUGGUCUGGCUGCAGCUGUAGCUAAAGCCUGGGAGCUUUACGGAUCCAAGAGAGCAGUUGUCAUGUUCUUGGUGGAGGAUAAUCAAAGGAACAUCAUUGAUCAACGGUGCAUUGAACAAGAACUGUGGAAGAGAAACAUUCCAACAAUAAGGAGGCGUUUUGAUGACGUUUAUAAAACCGGAUCCCUUGAUCAGGACAAGACGCUGUUUGUUGAUGGCAGAGAGGUUGCAGUGGUGUAUUUCAGAAAUGGCUACAUGCCACAGAACUAUGUUUCUGAACAGAGUUGGGACGCUCGCCUCCUGAUGGAGCGCUCUCGAGCCGUGAAAUGUCCCGACAUCAGCACCCACCUGGUUGGAACCAAGAAGGUCCAGCAGGUGCUCGCAAGGUCUGGAGUUGUGGAAAGGUUCUUCCCCGAUCAGCCUGAAGUAGUGAAGCAGAUCAGAGCGACGUUCGCUGGCCUCUACACUCUGGAUAUUGGCCCAGAGGGUGACAAAACAGUCGAAAUGGCUUUAUCGACACCUGACCGGUUUGUCCUGAAGCCUCAGAGAGAAGGAGGAGGCAACAACAUCUAUGGAUCAGAAAUCUGCCAGGUCCUGGAGGGAGUGAAGAACAGCACAGAGAGGAUGGCCUAUAUCCUGAUGGAUAAAAUUAACCCUACACCUGUACAGAACUACCUGCUGCGGCGAGACGCUCCCCUCAGGAUCAGCUGUUGUGUCAGCGAACUGGGCGUGUUUGGCGUUUAUGUCAGGAAGGGUACAGAGAUGGUGAUGAAUGAAUGUGCGGGGCAUCUACUGAGGACCAAGAGUUCAGAACACUCAGAUGGAGGCGUGGCAGCAGGAGUGGCUGUGCUGGACAAUCCUCUCCUGGUGUGAGAAGAUGCAAGUCAGCCCGGCAGGCACGCGUGGAAAACGCUGACGUGAAGUAGUGGAGCCAAACUGUAAAUGUGGCUUCUACAGCAUGACAUUAGUGCUGAUCCACAUAUAACAUCCAUGGGGGAUGGAUGGCGAUGCUAGACAGAAUUACUUCCAGCCCUGGGAGUGUUGGAGUGGACGUGCUGUGCACAGCAGGUUUAAAUGCAACACUUGGGGGAAAAAAACGUUUUAUAACACUUGUUUAAUGUUAAAGCAGAGCAGCUCAUCUGUUUUUGUUUAAUGCAAACGUAGAUCUGAUUUUAGCAUUGUAAAUAUUAAAUUAAAAAAAACUAACAAUAUACUGUAAUGAAGCCAAAGGUGAGAAAACAUUUAGAUUUCUCAUGUAAUCACCUAUACUAUAUAUUUUACGGUGAUUUAUUUUUUUUGGAACACAGAGGUUAAAAUAAAUUGUAAACAUUUUUUUGGUAAAUUUUUAAGCCCUUGCUCAAAUAAUGCGUCAGGUGGUCUGACAGGUAUCUGUUCCUCAAAUGGCUGUUCGAUGAAUGUGUGAAAUUAUACUAGAUAAAGGUGUGUAUAUCUAGAAUGGUGUAGUAGAAGCACAGUAGUGAAAUUCUUGAACCAAAUGCUCGUCUGGACCAAAAAUGUUGAGUGUCUUGUCAAAAAAAUAAAGUUAAACUUUAUAAAAGA